Messenger RNA from Hibiscus syriacus, 493 nucleotides. RefSeq names its product suppressor of disruption of TFIIS-like. The transcript is spliced from 4 exons. Bases 41 to 493 code for a protein of 150 amino acids. NCBI's taxonomy places the organism in Eukaryota, Viridiplantae, Streptophyta, Magnoliopsida, Malvales, Malvaceae. The record is from RefSeq and is a predicted model, not a curated record.
GAUAUGUUUGCAAAAUUACGUAUCUUUUUAGACUUAUAGCAUGUUGAAUGCAUCUCUUUGUGAAGAUUUUAUGGUUCAAAAACUUGGUAUAGAAGCAAACAAAGUCUCGGAGAUUAAACGUGUGCUAUGCAGAAGCUAUGGGACAACAAUGGUUGGUCUCUUGGCACUUGGCUACAACUUUGACUAUGAUGAAUACCACAACUUUAUUCAUAGGAGAAUGCCUUAUGAGAUCCUGAAACCUGAUCAUGUUUUGAGGGAUCUGUUACUGAGCUUGCCAAUUCGCAAAGUUAUAUUCUCAAAUGGGGACAAGAUCCAUGUGGCUGAAGUUUUAAGGAAGCUAGAAUUGGAGGAUUGCUUUGAAAGGGUCAUAAGCUUUGAGACCCUUAAUCCCACUAAUGGAAGCAAUACUCUAAUUGUCUGCAAACCAUUUAAAAAUGCAUUUGAACAAGCCUUCAGGAUUGCUAACAUCAACCCUCAAAAAACUAUAAGGUAG